ACCACAACAAGCCCUGGGACCACCACCACAUUCCCUGAGGCCACCAGUCCUGAGACCACAGCCACCUUCCCCUGAGUCCAUCAGCACAAUCCCUGUUGUCACCACCACCCCUGAGACCAUCUCCACCACCCCUGGCACCACCACAACCCCUGGCACCACCACCACCUUCUCCGAGACCACCACCACAGCAAGUGGGACCACCCAAACAACCCCUGAGAGCACCACAUCAUUCCCCUGGACCUCCAUCCCAGAGACCACCACCGCCUAUGGGGUCACCACCUCCUUCAUGGGCACGAACACCAGCCCUGAGACAACAACGUUCCCUGAGACCACAAUAAGCCCUGGGACCACCGCGACCUUCCCUGAGACCUCCAGUCCUGAGAUCACAACAGCAUUCCCUGGGUCCAUCAGCACCACCCCUGAGACCAUUUCUGCCACCCCUGGUACCACCACAACCCCUGAGACCACCACCACCUUCUCUGAGACCACCACCACCGAAAGUGGGACCAUGACAACCCCUGGGACCACCACGACAUUCCCUUGGACCUCCAGCCCUGAGGCCACCACCCUGCAUGGGGCCACCACAACCUUCCCUGGGACCACCACCACAACCCCUGGGACAAACACCACCCCUGAGACAACAACUUUCCCUGAGAGAACCACGACCUCCGGUGCCACCAUGACAUUCCCUGGGACCACCAGUCCUGAGACCACCAGCACCAUCCCUGGUAUCACCACCACCCCUGGGAUCAGCACCACCCCUGAGACCAUCUCCACCACUCCCACAACCACCACAACCCCUGACACCACCACCACCUUCUCCGAGACCACCACCACAGCAAGUGGGACCACCACGACUGGUGACACCACAACUUCAGUUGGGACAAGCACUGUCCAAGGGACCACUACAGCAAUCCCUGGGACCACCACCCCUGAGAUCACAACCGUCUCCCCUGGGACCACCACCAUAAGUGGGACCACCAUGACCUUCCCUGAAACCAAAUCCCCUGAGACCACCAGCACCAUGCCAGAGACCCCCACCAGUGCUGAGACCAUUUCUGCCACCCCUGACACCACCACAACCCCUGACACCACCACCACCUUCUCUGAGACCACCGCCACUCUGAGUGCAGCCACCCAGACAACCCCUGAGAGCACCACGUCUUUCCCUUUGUCCUCCAUCCCAGAGACCACCACCACCAUCCCAGAGACCACCACCACCAUCCCAGAGACCACCACCGCCUACGGCACCACCACCACCUUCAUGGGGACAGACACCAGCCCUGAGACAACAACCUUCCCUGAGACCACCACGACCCCUGGGACCACCACCACAUUCUCUGGGACCACCAUGGCUGAGUCCACCAGCCCAGAGACCACCACAUCACCUGGGACCACCACCACCACAAUCCCUGGGACCAUUUCUACAACGCCUGAAGCCAGCACGACCAUCCCUGAAACCACAAUUGCUGAGAGCACCAGGGCCCCAUGGACCACCACGACCUUCCCUGAGACCACCAUGGCUGAGACCACCACUCACCCAGGGACCACUCCCACCAUCUCUGAGACCAUUUCUGCCACCCCUGGCACCACCACAACCCCUGAGACCACCACCACCUUCUCUGAGACCACCACCACAGCAAUUCCUGGGACAGCCACGACCCCUUGGACCACCACGACAUUCCCUGAGACCACCAGCACAUUCCCAGGGACCACUCCCACCACCCCUGAGACCAUUUCUGACACCCCUGGCACCACCACAACCCCUGGCACCACCAGCACCAUCCCCGUGAUCACAACAACAUUCCCUGAGAUCUCAACAGCCUCCAGCACCCUGGUGACCAUCGCUGAAAGCAGCAGCCCUGAGACCACCACCAGCACAGCCCCUGAGACAACCACAACACUUGGUGCCACCACGACCACCCCCAGGACCACCAGCGCUGAGACAACAACGAUCUCUGAGACCACAACAAGCCCUGGGACCACCACCACAUUCCCUGAGACCACCAGUGCUGAGACCACAGCCACCUUCCCUGAGUCCAUCAGCACAAUCCCUGUUGUCACCACCAGCCCUGAGACCAUCUCCACCACCCCCACAACCACCACAACCCCUGACACCACCACCACCUUCUCUGGGACCACCACCACAGCAAGUGGGACCACCACUACUGGUGACACCGCAACUUCAGUUGGGACAACCACUGUCCAAGGGACCACCACAACAAUCCCUGGGACCACCAUCCCUGAGGUCACAACUGUCUCCCCUGGGACCACCACCACCACCACAAGUGGGACCACAGCGGCCACCGGGACCACCCUCCCUGAGAGCACCACAGCCACUGGCCACACCACGACCGUCCCUGGAUCCACCAGCCCUGAGACCACCACCUCAACACCUGGGAUGACCACCACUGCUGAGACAACAACAUUCCCUGAGAGCAGCACCCUUGAGACCAGAACAACCUCUGGCAGAACGUUCCCUGAGACCACCAGGCCUGAGACCACCACCACCGUAAGUGGGACCACCAGCACCAUUCCUGGUAUCACCGCCACCUUCUCUGAGACCACCACCACCACUACCACCAAUUCUGAGACCACCAGGCCUGAGACCACCCCCAACCCAGGGACCACCCCCACCACCCCUGAGAUCGUUUCUGCCACCCCUGGCACCGCCACAACCCCUGACACCACCACCACCUUCUCUGAGACAACCACCACCACCGUAAUUGGGACCACCACCACCCCUGGCACCACCAUCCCUGGGUCUACCAGCCCUGAGGACACCACCUUUCCUGGGACCACCACCACAACACCUGGGACGACCACCACCCCUGAGACAACACCGUUCCCUGAGACCACCACGAGGCCCAGCACCUCCUCAGCAUUCUCUGGGACCACCCUCACCGAGACCACCACCGCCGUUAGUGGGACCACCACGACCAGACCUGAAACCACCAGCCCUGAGACCACCAGCACCAUCCCAGGGACCACCCCCACCACCCCUGAGACCAUUUCUGUCACCCCUGGAGCCACCACAACCCCUGACACCACCACCACCUUCUCUGAGACCACCACCACCACAAGUGGGACCACCACAACAACCCCUGAGACCACCACGUCUUUCCCUCGGACCACCAUCCCUUGGACCACCACCACUAUGGGUCAGACAACCACAGCACCUGGUGCCACCACCACCAGCCCUGAGACCACCACCACUGUGAAUGGGGCCACCACCAGCCCUGAGACCACCAUGACCACUGGGACAAGCAACAUUGAUGGUACCACGGCUACAAGUGGGACCACCACCAUCCCAGAGACCACCACGGCCUCUGGGACCACCACAACCUUCCUUGAGACCACCAGAACAAUCCCUGAGACCACUCCCACCACCCCUGAGACCACUUCUACCACCCCUGGCACCACCACUAUCCCUGACACCACCACCACCUUCUCUGAGACCACCACCACCACCGUAAUUGGGACCACCACCACCCCUGGGUCUACCAGCCCUGAGGACACCACCCUUCCUGGGACCACCGCCACAACACCUGGGACGACCACCACCCCUGAGACAACACCGUUCCCUGAGACCACCACGAGGCCCAGCACCUCCUCAGCAUUCUCUGGGACCACCCUCACCGAGACCACCACCGCCGCUAGUGGGACCACCACGACCAGACCUGAAACCACCAGCCCUGAGACCACCAGCACCAUCCCAGGGACCACCCCCACCACCCCUGAGACCAUUUCUGUCACCCCUGGAGCCACCACAACCCCUGGGACCACCACCACCUUCUCUGAGACCACCACCACCACCUCUGGGACCACCACAACAACCCCUGAGACCACCACGUCUUUCCCUCGGACCACCAUUCCUUGGACCACCACCACCAUGGCUGAGACAACCACAACCCCUGGUGCCACCACGACCAUCCCUGGGGCCACCAGUGCUGAGACCACCACACCCUCUGGGGCCACCACCAGCCCUGAGACAACAACGCUCCCUGAGACCACUGUGACCCCUGGGACCACCACCACCUUCUCUGGGACCACCACCAUCACCCUGGGGAUGACAACAACCCAUGAGACCACCACCACCCCUGGAACAACCACGCCCUACGGGGCCACCACCAUCGUCCCUUGGGCCACCAGCACAACACCUGGGACGAACAUCACGCCUGAGACAACAACGUUCACUGAGAGCUCCACGACAGGUGGGACCACCUUCCCUGAGACCACCACCACUGUGAAUGGGACCACCAGAACCACUGGGGCCACCACCACCAUCCCAGAAACCACGCGCCCUGAGACCACCACCCCUUAUGGGACCACCACCAUCUUCCCUGGGACCACCACUCCUGGGAUCACCAGCACCCUCCCUGAGACCACCAGCACCAUCUCUGGAACCACCACCACCCCUGAGACCAUUUCUGCCACCUCUGGCACCACCACAACCCCUGACACCACCACCACCUUCUCUGAGACCUCCACCACCAGAAGUGGGACCACCACAACAACCCCUGAGACCACCACGUCUUUCCCUCGGACCACCAUCCCUUGGACCACCACCACCAUCCCUGAGACAACCACAGCCCCUGGUGCCACCACGACCAUCCCUGAAACCACCACCCCUGAGACCACCACCACUGUGAAUGGGGCCACCACCACCCCUGAGACCACCAUGACCACUGGGACAAGCAACAUUGAUGGUACCACAGCUACAAGUGGGACCACCACCAUCCCAGAGACCACCACGGCCUCUGGGACCACCACAACCUUCCUUGAGACCACCAGAACAAUCCCUGAGACCACUCCCACCACCCCUGAGACCACUUCUACCAUCCCUGGCACCACCACAACCCCUGACACCACCACCAUCUUCUCUGAGACCACCACCACCACCAUAAUUGGGACCACCACCACCCCUGGCACCACCAUCCCUGGGUCUACCAGCCCUGAGGGCACCACCCUUCCUGGGACCACCGCCACAACACCUGGGACGACCACCACCCCUGAGACAACACCGUUCCCUGAGACCACCACGAGGCCCAGCACCUCCUCAGCAUUCUCUGGGACCACCCUCACCGAGACCACCACCGCUGUUAGUGGGACCACCACGACCAGACCUGAAACCACCAGCCCUGAGACCACCAGCACCAUGCCAGGGACCACCACCACCACCCCUGAGACCAUUUCUGUCACCCCUGGCACCACCACAACCCCUGACACCACCACCACCCUCUCUGAGACCACCACCACCAGAAGUGGGACAACCAACGUUGAUGGUACCACGACCACAACUGGGACCACCACCAUCCCAGGGACCACCGCGACCUCUGGCACCACUGUGACAUUCCCUGAGACCACCACCAUCCCUGUCACCACCACAAUCCCUGACACCGCCACCCCUUUCUCAGAGACAACCACCACUGUAAGCAGGACCACCACAACGACCCUCGAGACCACCCCAUCAUUCCCUUGGACCUCCCUCCCUGAGACCACCACCACCACCCCUGGGACCCCCACAGGACCUGAGAACAUUUCUACCACCACUGAAACCACCACCACCACCCCUGAAAUCACAGCUCCUGAGACCACCAGCACUCCUGGGACCACCACAGAGUUCCCUGGGACCUCCAGCCCUGAGACCACCAAAAUCCCUGAGACCACCAAAAUCCCUGAGACCACCACCACCACCCCUGGGACCACCACAGGACCUGAGACCUUUUCUACCACCACUGAAACCACCACCACCACCCCUGAAAUCACAGCUCCUGAGACCACCAGCACCCCUGGGACCACCACAGAGUUCCCUGGGACCUCCAUGCCUGAGACCACCAAAACCCCAGGGACCACCACGUCUUUCCCUUGGUCCACCAUCCCUUGGACCACCACCACCAUGGCUGAGACAACCAUAGCACCUGGUGCCACCACGACCGUCCCUGGGACCACCAACCCUGAGACCACCAAAAUCCCUGAGACCACCACCACCACCCCUGAAAUCACAGCUCCUGAGACCACCAGCAUGUCUGGGACCACCACGACGUUCCCUUGGACCUCCCUCCCUGAGACCACCACCACCCCAGGGACCACCACCACCACCCCUCAGACAACCACCACCCCUUGGACCACCGCAAUAUUCCCUGAGACCACCCAUCCUGAGACCACCAGCACCGUCCCUGUGCCCACCACCAGUGCUGGGACCACCCCCACCUCCCCGUGGUCCCCCACCACCCCUGAGACCACCACAGCCCUUGGGGUCACCUCCAGCCCUGAGACAACCGUGACACCUGGAGCGGCCACCAGCCCUGGCACCAGCACCCCUGAGAGCACCAGGACCCCUGGGACAACCAUAACUGCUCCUGGGACCAUCACAACCAGUCCUGGGACCACCACCACCAUGACUGGGACAACAGUGACACUUGGGACCACCGUCACCGGGACAACCACCCCCUCUAGGACCACCUCCACCUUCCCUGUGGCCACAACCACAACCCUGGGGACAAACACCCGUCCUGAGACAUCAACGUUCCCCGAGAGCACCGCGACCCCUGGGACCACCACGGAACUCCCUGGGACCACCAGUGCUGAGACCACCACGGCAUCUGGUACCACCACGACAUUCCCUGAGACCACCAGAACGAUCCCUGAGACCACCGCCACCACCCCUGAGACCAUCUCCACCACCCCUGGCACCACCAAAACCCCUGACACCACCACCACCUCCUCUGAGACCACCACCACCAGAGCCCCUGAGACCACCACACCUGAGACCACCACACCUGGGACCACCACACCUGAGACCACCACACCUGAGACCACCACACCUGGGACCACAACAGCUCCUGAGACCACCACACCUGAGACCACCAAAACUGGGACCAUCACACCUGAGACCACCACACCUGAGACCACCACACCUGGGACCACCACACCCGGGACCACCAAAACUGGGACCACCACACCUGGGACCACCACACCUGAGACCGCCACAGCCCCUAAGAGCACCAGGACCCCUGGGACAACCAUAACUGCUCCUGGGACCAUCACAACCAGUCCUGGGACCACCACCACCAUGACUGGGACAACAGUGACACUUGGGACCACCGUCACCGGGACAACCACCCCCUCUUGGACCACCUCCACCUUCCCUGUGACCACAACCACAACCCCCGGGACAAACACCCGUCCUGAGACAACAACGUUCCCUGAGAGCACCGCGACCCCUGGGACCACCACGGAAUUCCCUGGGACCACCAGUCCUGGGACCACCAGCACCGUAACUGGGACCACCAGUGCUGAGACCACCACGGCAUCUGGUACCACCACGACAUUCCCUGAGACCACCAGAACGAUCCCUGAGACCACCGCCACCACCCCUGAGACCAUCUCCACCACCCCUGGCACCACCACGACCCCUGACACCACCACCACCUUCUCUGGGACCACCACCACCAGAGGUGGCACCAGUACAACCCCUGGCACCACCAUGACGUUAUCUUGGCCCACCAGCCCUGAGACCACCACCAGUCCUGAGACCAUUGCUACAUCCCCUGACACCACCACAACCAUCCCUGGUACAUCCCUUCCUGAGACCUCCACCUCUUCUGGGGCCACCACCACCAACCCUGGGACCACCAGCCCUGAGAUGACAACCACCAGCCCUGAGACCACCACUCCAUAUGCGACCACCACCCCAACAGCUGUGACAAACACCAUUCCAGAGACCACCAUGACCUCUGAAACCACCACCCCUGACACCACCACCACCUUCUCUGAGACCACCACCACCAGAGGUGGGACUACAACGACACCAGGGACCACCACCACCAUCCCUGAGACAACCACAGCACCUGGUGCCACCACGACCGUCCCUGAAACCACCAGCCCUGAGACCACCACCUCCUUUGGGACUACCACCAUCUUCCCUGGGACCAACACCAACCCUGGGACCACUACAUUCCCUGGGACCACAACAAGCCCUGAGACCACCACAGAAUUCCCUGGGACCACCAGCCCUGGGAUCACCAGCUCCCUCCCUGUGAUCACCACCAGUGCUAAGACCACCACAACACCUGACACUGCCACAGAAUUCCCCUGGACCACCAUCCCUUGGACCACCACCACCAUCCCUGAGACAGCCACAACCCCUGGUGCCACCACGACCAUCCCUGGGACCACCAUCUCCUAUGGGACCUCCACAAACUUCCCUGGGACCUCUUCCACUGGUCCCAGCAGCACCACAUUCCCUGGGACCACCACCCUGUCCUCUGAGACCACCGCCACCGUAAUUGGGACCACAGUGACACCAGGGACCACCACGACAUUCCCUGAGACCACCAGCACUGAGACCACCACUGCCUACAGGACCACCACCAUCUUCACUGGGACCAACACCAACCUUGAGACAACAACGUUCCCUGAGACCACCUCGACCCCUGGGACCACCACAGAAUUCCCUGGGACCACCAGCCCCAGGAUCACCAGCACCAUCCCUGAGACCACCACCAGUGCUGAGACCACCACAACACCUGAGACCACCACGUCAUUCCCCCGGACCACCAUCCCUUGGACCACCACCACCAUCCCUGAGACAGCCACAACCCCUGGUGCCACCACGACCAUCCCUGGGACCACCAGCCCUGAGACCACCACACCCUAUGGGACCACCACCAUCUUCACUGGGACCAACACCUCAGCACCUGGGACCACCACUGCCCCUGAGACAACAACGGUCCCUGGGGCCACCACGACCGGUCCUGAGACCAUCUCUACCACUCUCGUCACCUCCACUGCCCCUGGCACCACCACGAUCCCAGACACCACCGCCACCACCGGGACCACGGCCACCACCCUUGGGACUUCUCCCACCGGUUCUGGGACCACCCCUAACCCUGAGAGCACCCCCAGAACCCCUGGAACAACCACCAGCAGCCCUGGGACCACCACUAUGGCACCUGGGACCUCCGAAACCACCCCUGGGACCAUCACCAUCACACCUGGGACCAACACCACCACCCCUGGGACCACCACCACCACACCCACGACCACCACCCCUGGGACCAACACCACAGCUGGGACCACCACAAUCAUACCUGUGGCCAACACCACGACAUCUGUGGCCAACACCACCACCCUUGGAACCAACACCAUGACACCUGUGACCACCACCACCACACCUGUGACCACCACCACCCCUGGGACCACCACAAUCACACCCGUGACCAACAACACGACAUCUGUGGCCAACACCACCACCCCUGGGACCACCACCACCACACAUUGGACCACCACCAUGACACCUGUGGCCAACACCACCACCCCUGUAACCACCACCACAGCUGGAACCACCACAAUCACACCCGUGACCAACAACACGACACCUGUGGCCAACACCACCACCCCUGGGACCAACACCCCACCUGUGGCCAGCACCACCUCACCCACGACCACCACCCCCAUGACCAACACCAUGCCACCUGUGACCACCACCGUGACACCUGGGACCAACACCACCACCCCUGGGACCAACACCACCACACCUGUGGCCAACACCACCACGACACCCAUGACCACCACCCCUGGGACCAACACCACCACACCUUGGACCACCACCAUGACACCUGUGGCCAAUGCCACCACACCUGGGAGCAACACCACCUCUGUAACCACCACCACACCUGGAACCACCACCCCUGGGACCAACACCACGACACCUGUGACCAACACCACCACACCUGUGACCAACACCACCACAUCUGAGACUACCACCACCCUUGGGAUGAACACUACCGCAUCUGUGGUCAACACCACCACACCUGUGGCCAACACCACCACCUCUGUAACCACCACCACCCCUGGAACCAACACCCCACCUGUGGCCAACACCACCUCACCCACGACCACCACCCCCAUGACCAACACCAUGCCACCUGUGACCAACACCGCGACACCUGUGGCCAACACCACCACACCUGGAACAACCACCACCACACCUGGGACUAUCACCAUGACACCUGUGGUCAACACCACCCCCCCUGGGACCACUACCACAGCUGGGACCACCACAAUCACACCUGUGACCAACAACACGACACCUGUGGCCAACACCACCACAACUGUGACCAACACCACCCCUGGAACCAACACCACCACCCCUGGGACCACCACCAUGACACCCAUGACCAACACCACCACACCUGGGACCAACACCACGACGCCCGUGGCCAAUGCUACGACAUCUGUGGUCACCAUCACCACACCUGUGGCCAACACCACCACGACACCCAUGACCACCACUCCUGGGACCAACACCACCACACCUGGGACCAACACCACCACACCUGUGGCCAACACCACCACGACACCCAUGACCAACACCCCCGUGGCCAACACCACCACCCCUGGGACCAUCACCAUGACACCUGAGGCAAAUGCCACCACACCUGGGACCAACACCAUCACCCCUAUAACCACCACCACAGCUGGGACCACGACAAUCACACCCGUGACCAACGCCACCACACCUGGAACCAACACCCCACCCGUGGCCAACACCACCUCACCCACGACCACCACCCCUAUGACCAACACCAUGCCACCUGUGACCACCACCGUGACACCUGUAGCCAACACCACCACACCUGGAACAACCACCACACCUGUGACCAACACCGCCACCCCUGGGACCAUCACCACAGCUGGGACCACCACCACCACACCUGGGACUAUCACCAUGACACCUGUGGCCAACAUCACCACCCCUGGGACCAACACGACCACACCCACCAACACCACCUCUGUAACCACCACCACACCUGGAACCACCACAAUCACACCCGUGACCAACACCACCACACCUGUGACCAACACCACCAUGACACCCAUGACCAACACCCCCGUGGCCAACACCACCACACCUGUGACCAAUGCCACAACAUCUGUGGUCACCAUCACCACACCUGUGGCCAACACCAUGACACCUGUGGCCAAUGCCACCACCCCUGGGACCAACACCACCACCCCUGAGACCAACACCACCUCUGUAACCACCACCACACCUGGAACCACCACAAUCACACUUGUGACCAACACCACCACACCUGUGGUCAACACCACCACACCUGUGACCACCACCCCUGGGACCAACACCGCUGUGACCACCACCACACCUUGGACCACCACCAUGACACCUGUGGCCAAUGGCACCACCCCUGGGACCAACACCACGACACCUGGGACCACCACCAUGACACCUGGAACCAACACCACCACCCCUGUGACCAACACCACCUCUGUAACCACCACCACACCUGGAACCACCACAAUUACACCCGUGACCAACACCACCACACCUGGGACCAACACCACACCUUGGACCACCACCAUGACACCUGUGGCCAAUGGCACCACCCCUGGGACCAACACCACGACACCUGGGACCACCACCAUGACACCUGGAACCAACACCACCACCCCUGUGACCAACACCACCUCUGUAACCACCACCACACCUGGAACCACCACAAUUACACCCGUGACCAACACCACCACACCUGGGACCAACACCACCAUGACACCCAUGACCAACACCCCCGUGGCCAACACCACCACCCCUGGGACCAUCACCAUGACACCUGUGGCCAAUGCCAACACCACCACACCUGUGGCCAACACCACCACCCCUGGGACCAACACCACAGCUGGGACCACCACCACCCUUGGGAUGAACACCACCACGCCUGUGGCCGACACCACCACGAUACCCACGACCACCACCCCUGGGACCAACACCACCACACCUGGGACCAUCACCACAGCUGGGACUACCACAAUCACACCUGUGACCAACACCACGACACCUGUGGCCAACACCACCACACCUGUGGCCAACACCACCACGACACCCAUGACCACCACCCCUGGGACCAACACCACCACCCCUGGGACCAACACCACGACACCUGGGACCACCACCAUGACACCUGGGACCAACACCACGACGCCCGUGGCCAAUGCUACGACAUCUGUGGUCACCAUCACCACACCUGUGGCCAACACCACCACACCUUGGACCACCACCAUGACACCUGUGGCCAAUGCCACCACACCUGUGAGAAACACCACCACAGCUGGGACCACCACCACAACACCUGGGACCAACGCCACCACCCCUGGAACCAACACCCCACCUGUGGCCAACACCACCUCACCCACGACCACCACCCCCAUGACCACCACCAUGACACCUGUGACCACCUCCGUGACAUCUGUAGCCAACACCACCACACCUGGAACAACCACCACACCUGUGACCAACACCACCACACCUGGGACCAACACCACCAACCCUGGGACCACCACCCCUGUGACCAACAACACGACACCUGUGACCAACACCACCACGCCCGGGACCAUCACCACCACAUCUGAGACUACCACCACCCUUGGGAUGAACACCACCACACCUGUGGCCAACACCACCACCUCUGUAACCACCACCACCCCUGGAACCAACACCCCACCUGUGGCCAACACCACCUCACCCACGACCACCACCCCCAUGACCAACACCAUGCCACCUGUGACCACCUCCGUGACACCUGUGGCCAACACCACCACACCUGGAACAACCACCACCACACCUGGGACUAUCACCAUGACACCUGUGGUCAACACCACCACCCCUGUGACCAACACCACCACACCUGUGGCCAACACCACCACCCCUGGGACCAUCACCAUGACACCUGUGGCAAAUGCCACGACAUCUGUGGUCACCAUCACCACACCUGUGACCAACGCCACCUCACCCACGACCACCACCCCUAUGACCAACACCAUCUGGGACCACCACAAUCACACCCGUGGCCAACGCCACCACCCCUGGAACCAACACCCCACCUGUGGCCAACACCACCUCACCCACAACCACCACCCCUAUGACCAACACCAUGCCACCUGUGACCACCACCGUGACAUCUCUGGGACCACUGCAAUCACACCUGGGACCACCACCACGACGCCCGUGGCCAAUGCUACGACAUCUGUGGUCACCAUCACCACCCCUGGGACCAACACCACCACCCCUGGGACCAACACCACCACACCUGGGACCAAUGCCACAACAUCUGUGGUCACCAUCACCACACCUGUGGCCAACACCAACACAACUGGAACCAACACCCCACCUGUGGCCAACACCACCUCACCAACAACCACCACCCCCAUGACCAACACCAUGCCACCUGUGACCACCACCGUGACACCUGGGACCAACACCACCACACCUGGGACCACCACCAUGACACCGCACCACCGCUGGGACCACCACCACAGCUGGGACCAACACCACCACCCCUGGGAUCAACACCACCAGCCCUGUAACCACCACCACACCUGGAACCACCACAAUCACACCCGUGACCAACACCACGACACCUCUGGGACCACCACAAUCACACCUGUGACCAACACCACCACACCUGGGGCCAACACCACCACGACACCCAUGACCAACACCCCCGUGGCCAACACCACCACCCUUGGGACCACCACCAUGACACCUGUGGCCAAUGCCACCACACCUGGGACCAACACCACCACACCUGGGACCAUCACCACAGCUGGGACCACCACAAUCACACCCGUGACCAACAACACGACACCUGUGGCCAACACCACCACCCCUGGGACCAACACCCCUGGGACCAACACCCCUGUGACCACCACCACCCCUGAGACCACCACCACCACACCUGGGACCAACACCACCAUGACACCCAUGACCAACAGCCCCGUGGCCAACACCACCACCCCUGGGACUACCACCAUGACACCUGUGACCACCACCACACCUGGAACCACCACAAUCACACCCGUGACCAACACCACCACCCCUGUGACCAACACCACACCUGGAACCAACACCACCACACCUGUGGCCAACACCACCACGACACCCAUGACCAACACCCCCGUGGCCAACACCACCACCCCUGGGACCAACACCCCACCUGUGGCCAACACCACCUCACCCACGACCACCACCCCCAUGACCAACACCAUCUGGGACCACCACAAUCACACCUCUGGGACCACCACAGUCACACCCGUGACCAACACCACCACACCUGUGGCCAACACCACCUCACCCACGACCACCACCCCCAUGACCAACACCAUGCCACCUGUGACCACCACCGUGACACCUGUGGCCAACACCACCACAACUGUGACCAACACCACCCCUGGAACCAACACCACCAUGACACCCAUGACCAACACCCCCGUGGCCAACACCACCACCCCUGGGACCACCACAAUCACACCUGUGACCAACACCCCACCUGUGACCAACACCACCACCCCUGGGACCAACACCACCACACCUGGGACCAACACCACGACGCCCGUGGCCAAUGCUACGACAUCUGUGGUCACCAUCACCACACCUGUGGCCAACACCACCACACCUUGGACCACCACCAUGACACCUGUGGCCAACACCACCACGACACCCAUGACCACCACCCCUGGGACCAACACCACCACACCUGUGACCAACACCACCACACCUGUAACCAACACCACACCUGGGACCACCACAAUCACACCCGUGACCAACACCACCAUGACACCCAUGACCAACACCCCCGUGACCAACACCACCACCCCUGGAACCAACACCACCACCCCUGGAACCAACACCCCACCUGUGGCCAACACCACCACACCUACGACCACCACCCCCAUGACCAACACCAUGCCACCUGUGACCACCACCGUGACACCUGUAGCCAACACCACCACACCUGGAACAACCACCACACCUGUGACCAACACCACCACACCUGGAACCAACAACACGACACCUGUGGCCAACACCACGACACCUGGGACCAACACCACGACACCUGGGACCAUCACCACCACAUCUGAGACUACCACCACCCUUGGGAUGAACACCACCACGCCUGUGGCCAACACCACCACGAUACCCACGACCACCACCCCUGGGACCAACACCACCACACCUUGGACCACCACCAUGACACCUGUGGCCAAUGCCACCACCCCUGGGACCAACACCAUCACACCUGUGACCAACACCACGACACCUGGGACCAACACCACCACGACACCCAUGACCAACACCCCUGGGACCAACACCACCACACCUUGGACCACCACCAUGACACCUGUGGCCAAUGCCACCACCCCUGGAACCAACACCACCACACCUAGGUCCACCACCACCACACCUAAGACCACCACCAGCACCACACCUAAGACCACCAGCACCACCCAGAGAACGACCACCACCACACCUAAGACCACCACCACCACACCUAAGACCACCACCACCACUACCACACCUAGGACCACCACCACCACACCUAGGACCACCACCUCCAACCAUACAACCACCACCACACCUAGAACCACCACCACACCUAGGACCACCACCACACCUAGGACCACCACCUCCAACCAUACAACCACCACCACCACCACACCUAGGACCACCACCACACCUAGGACCACCACCUCCAACCAUACAACCACCACCACCACCACACCUAGGACCACCACCACACCUAGGACCACCACCUCCAACCAUACAACCACCACCACCACACCCACAACCACCACCACACCUAGGACCACCACCUCCAACCAUACAACCACCACCACCACCACACCCACCACCACCACCACACCUAGGACCACCACCUCCAACCAUACAACCACCACCACACCUAGAACCACCACCACACCUAGCACCACCACCUCCAACCAUACAACCACCACCACACCUGUGACCACCACCACCACACCUAGGACCACCACCACCACACCUAAGACCACCAGCACCACUCGGAGAACCACCACCACCACCACCACAACCACCACAACCACCACCACCACCACCACCACCACCACCACCACCACCACCACUCCGCGCUCCACCACCACCACCACCACACCUAGGACCACCAGCACCACACCUAAGACCACCACCACCACACCUAGGUCCACCACCACCACACCUAAGACCACCACCAGCACCACACCUAAGACCACCAGCACCACCCAGAGAACGACCACCACCACACCUAAGACCACCACCACCACUACCACACCUAGAACCACCACCACCACACCUAGGACCACCACCUCCAACCAUACAACCACCACCACCACACCCACAACCACCACCACACCUAGGACCACCACCUCCAACCAUACAACCACCACCACCCCCACACCUAGAACCACCACCACACCUAGGACCACCACCUCCAACCAUACAACCACCACCACCACCACACCUAGAACCACCACCACACCUAGGACCACCACCUCCAACCAUACAACCACCACCACCACCACACCCACAACCACCACCACACCUAGGACCACCACCUCCAACCAUACAACCACCACCACCACCACACCUAGGACCACCACCUCCAACCAUACAACCACCACCACCACCACACCCACCACCACCACCACACCUAGGACCACCACCUCCAACCAUACAACCACCACCACCACCACACCUAGGACCACCACCUCCAACCAUACAACCACCACCACCACCACACCUAGGACCACCACCACACCUAGCACCACCACCUCCAACCAUACAACCACCACCACACCUAGAACCACCACCACACCUAGGACCACCAGCACCACACCUAAGACCACCAGGCCCUGCCACAACGGCGGCACCUGGGUCGACGGCCACUGCCAGUGUCCCCCCGGCUUCUCCGGGGACAUGUGUGAUGACGUCAGAGACACCAUCCAAACCCAAGCCCAGACCAACGGGACGGUGCAGGUGGAGCUGCGGGUCACCAACCGGGACUUCACCGAGGACCUCGAGGACCCCACCUCACCCACCUACGUCGAGUUCGUCCAGGACUUCACCAAGCAGAUGGACGUGGUCUACGCCGACAUCGAGGGGUACAAGGGCAUCGAGGUGCACAGUCUCAAGCCCGGCAGCGUCGUGGUGGAUCACAGCAUCAUCGUCUCCCUGCUGGUGACCGCCCAGAGCCAGGAGAAGCUCCAGAACAUCACGGCCAACGUGCAGGAGAAGAUCGAGCAGGCGGCAACGCAAUUCAACUGCACCAACGGUGACAUGUGCUUCAACUCCUCCGAGGUUGUGGUCACCGAAACCCCGCUGGAAUUCGAUGAGGAGGCCUACUGCCAGAGCCAAGCGCCCGAGGGAUACCGGGAAUUCUUCUUCCCCAACCUGACGAGCUCCGGGUUGACCUGCAUGUCCAACUGCACUCCGGGCACGGCCAGCACCAUCGACUGCAACCGGGGAAAGUGCCACAUCACCCACAGAGGUCCUCAGUGCUUCUGCGACGAGACCCAUCUGUACUGGUACCAAGACGACCGCUGCGUGUCCCGGGUCAGCAAACUGGCCGUGGGCCUGGGCUUGGCCGUGGCCGUCCUGGUCAUCGUGGUCGCCGUCCUCUCCAUCUUCCUCAUCCGAGCUCGGAGAUCUGAGUCCUUCAACCUGGCCGAGAAGAAGAUGAUGGAGACGUGGUACCAGGACACCAGCGAGGAGUGGAGCCCCCAAGGAAGCUUCACCUUCCGGAACCAAGGUGCCCGGCUCGAGGAUGAGCAUCCAGUCAACCUGGAGGCCGUGGAAACGUCAACGCCGGGAGGUGAUUUCCACCACCGGAACCUCACCAUCAUCAUCGUCAUCGUCAUCGUCAUCGUCAUCAUCAUUGUCAUUGUCAUCGUCAUCAUCGUCAUCAAUGUCGACAUCAUCAUGAUCAACAUGAUCAUCGAAAUCCUCAUCAUCACCAUCAUCAUCAUCAUCACCAUCAUUAUUAUCACCACCAACAUGAUCCCCAGCCCCGGCCCUGCCGUGGAGCCACCUCUUGUCCCCAGCAGGUGA
This is a messenger RNA of Hirundo rustica (Barn swallow), 17920 nucleotides long. RefSeq names its product mucin-17-like. The transcript is spliced from 26 exons. Lineage: Eukaryota; Metazoa; Chordata; Aves; Passeriformes; Hirundinidae. The annotation marks the transcript as partial. The record is from RefSeq and is a predicted model, not a curated record.